ACUGUAGACUAGCUUCUAGCCUUGAGGUUACGCGGUACAUUUGUGUUUUGUUGGAUGAUGGAGUUUGAAAGUCUGUGCAAUUAUGGUGGGGUUACUGAGGAAGAAAUAGGAUUAGUCAGCCCUGAACUAGUUACUAAACUUAAUAUUGCAUUUGAUAACAUCUAUCACGAUGCUGAAGUGGCGAAAGAGGAACUUGCGAAACUUCAGAAAGCUCAAGAAAAUAGUGCGUUGCAUUAUUCUGAAGAGCAGUAUAAACUAAAGUCAGCAUCUGAAGAGUUAGAGAAGAAGUUGAGAGAAUGCAACGAUGCACUUUACGCUAUCGAAGAAAAGCUUCAUAAUGUUAAUGUGGAGAAGGAGGAUUUCCGUACAAAAUUAAACGACUGUUUGUCCGUUAAUAAUGAGCUUAACCUCGCUAUCCGUGGAUUAGAAAAUGAGAAAGAAAUUUUGUCAGAUCAACUAAAGAAUAAGCUCGGGUUGAUUGACUCUCUAACCUCUGAAAUUAGCGAGCUACGUACAGAAGCCGAAAAUGUUCGGAAACUAAAAAUAGAAAUGAUGUUGAAGUCGGAAGAUAUUAUCGGGCGUGAGUCGUCGAUAAAAGUAUGUAUUUCAACUCCCAAUCACUUCAUAUUUAGGCUCAAGAAGCUCGUUGGUCAGACGAACUAUCUAACUUACAGCGACACAAUGACUGGCUAGAGGAACGUCUCCAACAGACAACUGACCAGUUACUGACAGUUAGGAGAGACUCGGUAAGGUCCAGAUUUAAUCUACAUUUUUGCAGUACCAAAAGUCUUACUCUCUUGAAGCUGAACUUGGUCUUCGUAACGUUGAAGUAUGUUUUUAAUUCCUGUUAUAAUGUUUCAGCUUGAGAACUCCAAACAGUGCGUUGAAAGACUAGAAACAAAUGUACAGAAGCUUACUCAGACAAAUGACGAGUACAUCGUCAAACUUAAACUAGUAAGUUAUACUUAUCUCUUGAUUUUUCAGGUUACGGAUGAACAAAUAAAAAUGGAGCAGUUGUACGGAAAUGAAAUUGAGGCACAGAAGCAACUUAUAAAACUGUACAAGGAACAAGUAAAAGAGCUGGAAGAAAAAAAUGAGGAGCUUAGUAAUGCUGCUUCAUCCAUCCAGGGCCUCUUAAAGGAAGCUUAUGAGAGUAGAUUUAAUUACCUCACUUGUAUUUCCAUGUAGAUGUGUCAAGGUUGGAGAAUGAAAAUUCCUCUUUACAAGCGAAAUGCAGCGAAGCAAAUUCCAAACUACAGAUAGCUACUGAAAAUCUCGCUUCUGAGAUGGAAAGAAGUCAACAUCUUCUGGAUAAGUUCAGAGUGGAUGGUAAACCUAAAUGCAGUCAAUAUUGUUAUAAUUGAUGGCCAAAACACUACUUAGGGUCGUAUUUGUUACUGUCCUUUCAUCCUUUUAUCUGCCUCUUCACAUGUAUUCGGGUAGCGUGUGGCAGAUGAGUAUCUUUUAUCGCGUUGCUUAUGCUUGCUCAUAUUUUACUAGCUAUCUUAAGCAUACUAUUUCAUUGGUCUGUUAUCAUUAAGUCUCGUUUUUACGACUCCUAACCUUAUCAGUAUCUCAUUUGUUCGUCAGUUCUUUUAAAAAACCUGAAUCCUUAGAACUGUCAGUUUACACGACGUAGGUUGACUCAAAGAUCCCAUAUACUUAUUAGUACUAAUUGCAGUAAUGGGAGAUAGUACAGGUUACAGUGUUUCUCAAUUUAUUUAUUGUCAUGUAUUGGGGUCCAUUAAAAUAAAAUACAUCUUCAAACGGUCUCGAAAAGUUUUUGGCUCGAUAGAUUGCCACUCGUUCUGAAAUACAUGUUUGGACUCUGAUAGUGCUCUAAUAGGAGCACGUAUUUGCUUGCACUUGACUAAACACAGAAAAGCCACAUUAAAAAUGCCCAUUAGAGUUAAACUCAACGACGAGAAAGCCGAAGGUAAAUUCCAUAAACAAAUGAAAUCACACCUAGGCAAUUUUGAAAACGAAGAUGACCCAGAUGUUGCUUGAAAAAAUAAACGAACAGCCGUGGAAACAGCAGUGACAUCUAUUUGUAAUUUAAACCAAAGGAUUACGGAAAACCAGUGGAUUUCCGCCACAUCUUUUGCACUGGUAGAUUCUCGUAAACUUAUCCCAUCAGGCUCCGAACACGAUGACAAGCGAAAAAAAGUUGCAUCUAGGUUAACCAAAAGACCACGGAACGAUCGUAAGCAGUGGUGGGUACGAAAGCAAGAGGUGGAAAAGGCAGUGGCUGUAGGUAACACAAGACAGCUUUUCAGACCAACAAAAGGAGCCGGAAUUAAGACGUCAAAUGUGAGACAAUCGCUGAAAAAGACGACACUUAUUUGCUCUUAAUCGAGAUGUUUAGAACGAUGGGUGGAACACUUUAGGGAGCGGUCCAGCUGGUCUUCAGCUACUUUACUGCUACCCACCAUUUCCAAAUAGCCUGAGUUAAACAUUCAAGUAGACCUCCGACUCUAACUGAAGUUCAGAAAGCUAUGGCUAAUCUGAAACGAUGAAGAGCAGCUGAUCCAAAUGGAUUAACUCCAGAGGUCCUUAAGGACAGUGGUCCAGUUUUAGCGAUUAGGUCGACCAAUAUUUUAGCUAAAAUUUAGGGAUCGAAUGUAAUUCCAUCUAACUGGUCGCAAUCACUGAUUGUCCCAAUAUAUAAGAAAGGAUCGAAAUCAUUCUCUGAUAACCAUAGAGGGAUUAGUUUGACUAAUAGAGCGUCUAAAAUACUAGUGUCAAUAAUUAUCGGGGGCAUAACAAAGACUCGCAAAGUGCAAACACGAGAAAAUCAGACUGCCUUCCGACUUGGUCGUGGCUGCAUCGACCACAUAUUCACCGUUCGUCAGGUUCUAGAACACAGGCAUGCUUAUCGGCGUUCGACAGUGAUGGCUUUUCUUGCAUUAAAAGCAGCAUUUGACUCUGUAGACUGAGAGGUUCUGUUGCGGUGUCUAUCAUUGAAACGUGUACCUCAGAAGUACAUAAACCUUGUGAAGGCCUUCUACUCGAACACUACCAAUCGAGUCAUCUGAUUUUGCGACCUCAAGUGGUUUCUGAUAAGGCUGUCCACUAUCUCCAUUUCUAUUUAAUUUCAUUAUAAACCUACUGCUGGAAAUAGCGUUCUCGUAGUCUGGAUUUUCAGGAAUUGAUCUUAUACCAAAAUGUCCACAUAUUAACUUAAAAUAGUCCUGUUUGAUGACGCUAAUAAAAUGCAGAGUCUUCCGGUAGCACUGAGCAACAAUGCCAGGAUGUUCGGGAUGCGUUUCUCCCCAUCUAAAUGCAAAUUGUGAGCUAGAAACAACAAAUAAACUACUACUACUCAAACUGCGAAAAUUGAUUACAUUUCUACAGAAAAUAAAUUCGGAUGUCUAUUAGGAAGUUGACGAUACUUAACACAUCACUUAUCAGAAAUGGUCAACACUAUCAUCACCAUAAUCAAAGUAAAACCUGACACAUGGCAACCGCUUCAAGUUGCCAUACCAUAUUAGUACAGCGAGAUAAAAUUAUUUCAAGACAAAACCUAGUAUAGUAGAAGCAGUAACAGUAUCUAUCAAUAGUAGUAAGAAACACUAAGCAAAGAAAGAGAAAAAGGUGUAUGGAGAUUUUGGGACUUUUCUUCUAAAGAAAGAUAAAGAGUUAAUUGACCUCCAUUAUCGCGAACGAUUUUGAACCAUGUUACCCAAAGUUCCCAACCACUGGUUAUGACAUCACAACUGAUACCAAAUCGUUGGCCAAGGUGACACUUGAGGAGGAAGUCAAAAGAGGAAGUUUAGAGUUUAAAGUCGAGGUAGGAGGAACAAUGGGGAUCGAAGAGGAAAAUAGAUUAUGAAUACAGUGAUCUUGAGUGCUGUUAGAGGUUUCUCCCCCUCUAAAUGCGAAUUGUUGCUUUAGCACUGGCCUACGUCAACACCUGAACUGAGGACAGAGAGUGAAGUAGUCGAACGCGUCAAUUUCACUUAUCUUGGAAUUCUGGUCGACCCUAAUGGGUUGGUGUUUGACGAAAUCUCAGUACGGAUUCAAAAAGGUUGUUUGGCUUUUACCGACUUACGUCACCUAUAACGAAGGGGAGGUAUCCUUCUAUCAAUAAAAGGACGAGUAUACUCUGCAGCAGUUCGUUCUGUCCCACUUUACGACUGCAAAACGUAGCCAUUACGGGUAGAGGAUGUACGUCAAUUACCAGUAUUUAACCACAGAUGUCUUAGAAAUAUUGCUCAAACCUGUUGGAAUCACCGGGUAAGUAAUAGUGAGAUUAGACGCAGGGUAUUAGGGAAUGAUGGUAAAUCAGUUGAUGAGGUUAUGAAUCUUCAUCGACUGAGAUGGUUGGGCCAUGAGUUACGUAUGUCUGGACAUCAUUUACCACCACGCGCAAUGCCGACCUGUGUUGAGGAUGGUUGGAAGGAAGUUGGGGCCGGCCAAACCAAAACGUUGCAUUAGUCCAUAAAGUUACUAACUUAUAGUCUUAGCCAUGUUGGUAGGUGCAGACUACUUGGUUGAGGCCUAUGCGACUAUCGUAACCAAUGGUUGGAAACUUUGUGUGACAUGGCUCAGAAUUUAUCACAAUGGCGUAGGUAUAUACACUCUUUGCCUGCCCUUAAACCGUGAGAUUAAAAUCAUUUUAUAUCUUUCUUUCUACGAACUAAUUCUUUCUUCCUGUAUGAUUUCCUUAUACACAAUCUUUCUUUUCUAUAUCACUACCAUUAAAGUAACUGCUUCUGUGAAUUUGGUGUUCACCUUGUAUUUAUGAAGUGUGCAACUUGGACCGAUGCAUAUAUGUGCCUGGUCCUACGUUGCAGCUGACUGACUGUGGGUCGCCACAUGUAGUCUUUCAGAAGACGGUACGGGUUAUUUCAGAAAAGCAACAAAAAUAUCGGUUAAUAGAGGUCAUAAAUAUACGAAGGUCAGUCAGUCAGUAACAACGUAGAACUUCGUACGUACGUACAUCAGUUCGAGUUGCCACACCACAUUAGCACAGAGAUACUGUUGUCGAUUCAAAUCCCGUAGUGGUAGAGGUAGCAAGAGUAUAAGCAGUAAUCGGGAAGAUUAGAGUUUGGAGAUGUUAUUUAAAGAGUAUAAUCCAGUGAAAUAAAUUUGGAAAGAGGAAAAAAGGGACAUGAAGAAUUCAGAAGAUUAGAAUUUGGGAGAACACAGAGAGUGGAUGCACCUGCGCCAUUGCAAACGAUUUUGAGCCAUGUCAUUCAGGGUCUCUAACCAUCGGUUGCUAUCAUCUCGCGGUCCCCAACCAGGUAGUCUACACCUACCAACACGACUCAGUCCACUUGUCAGUGACUUCAUGGACUUGCGCCAUGUUUUGGUUUGGCCGCCCCUAGCUUUCUUCCAACCUACUCCUAUACCACUGAACAUAGCACGUCGAGGCAGUCGGUCGUUGGGCAUACGUAACACGUGUCCCAGCCAUCUCAACUGAUGAAGUUUCACUACUUCAUCAAUUGAUUUGCCAUCCUUACCUAGUACCCGUUUCCUAACAACUGUGUUACUUACUCGAUGGUCCCAUGAUAUACGAGCAAUGUUUCGAAGACACCUAUAAUCAAAUACUAGUAGCCUACGGAUAUCCUCUACUCUUGCCGGCCAUGUUUCACUGCCAUAAAGUAGGACGGAACGAACUGCUGCGCAGUAAACACGUCCUUUGGUUAAUAGACGGAUAUCUCGCCUACGCCAUAAAUGACGCAAGUUGGCAAAAGCUAGUCGAGCCUUCUGUAUCCGUUCUGAGAUUUCGUCACACACUAAACCACAAGGGCUGAUGAGACUUCCAAGAUAAGUGAAGCGGUCGACACACUCAAUUACUUCACUCCCUAUCACUAGUUCGGGUGUCGAUGUAACCCAAUCCUGAAGCAACAUUUUGCAUUUCGAGGGAGAGAAUCGCAUCCCGAACAUGCUUGCAUUGUUGCUUAGAGUGGUCAGAAGACUCUGCAUUUUCUCAGCGUCUUCACCAAAUAAAACUAUGUCAUCGGCAUAUUCUAAGUCAACAAGUGAACCUCCCGGUAAAAGUUCAACCCCUGGAAAGUUAGAUGAGGAGAGUGUUAUCUCUAAAAGUACGUCAGUGACAAAGUUAAACAAGAAUGGGGAGAGUGGACAGCCCUGACGAACACCACUUGAGGUAAUCAUUUCUGAUGACAGUUCGCCAUAAGCUCUCACUCGACCAGUUGUGUUCGAGUAGAGAGCCUUUAUAAGGUUAAUGUAGUUCUUUGGUACUCCUUUCAGUGACAAACACUGCCAUAGAACCUCACGAUCAACAGAGUCGAAUGCCGCCUUAAGGUCGAGAAAUGCUACGAUUGUGGGGCGUCUGAAUGUGUGUCUGUGUUCUAGAACCUGACGUAGUGUGAAUAUCUGAUCUAUGCAACCACGUCCAGGUCGAAAACCAGCCUGAUUUUCUCUAGUCUGCUCUUCACGAGCUUUAGUUAGGCGUCGAAGUAAUAUUGAAGCUAAUACGAAGGUAUUUUCAAGAUCUGGAUAAAUCUGAUGUACCUGUUAAUACAUCCGAAUUUUAGCCAGUAAUUUUCAGGUUCGAAUUCAGCUUCACCUACUCCAGUUUGGACAACCGAGUAGUAUCAUUAACCUUCACACUUAGUGUGGCUAAUACCCAAGUAACUGGUAAAUGAGUUAAUUAGAACUUAAAAGAUAAAGCAGGGAGGUGAAUAUACUUUCACCAUUACGAUUGAUUUCUAACCAUAUCACAUUAAGUUUAGGUACUGCUAUACUAUUGAGUCAGUGCUUACCAUUUAUUCCCACUUCAGAUAUAUAGAGACUAAGCUAUUUCUAGGUACUCAGGCAAGUGAUUUUGAGUUCAUACAAAAGUGAUAUUGUGAAUUUUUGCUGUAUUGCUUGUUUUCAAGUUAUUAUAUUCUACCACAGGUAUUUUAAGUGUUUGCUCAACCCAAGUUAUAGUAUGCACUUAUGCACAUUUUUGGCACUGAAAGAUUAGCAAGUCAUUUUGUGCUAUUAUUUUUUCUGAUCAACAACAUUAGUUUGUGUGGGCUUGGAGUUUGCAUAUCGGGGGUGUCUCUAAGGGGUUUGCUUACACUUGUACGUUAAUAAGUUGUGGAUUGUCUGUAAAAGAAUGUUUGUUUCAAAACUAUAAGUGACACCCUCGGUUCGGCAUUAUUUAUUGACAUGCAAGUUAAUUAAAAAACAUUCCAGGUAUAAUUUAAUUUCGUCUGCAAAUGCAAAUCAAGCCUUCGUUUUAAGCUGUUGGUUUCGUCAUAUCUAGAUCUGCAAGAGGUCGGUGUUAAAUUGUGUCUUUUUCCGCAUAAUUUAGAAGUCAACAUUUUCUUCGUAUAUUCGAAAGCAGCUUUGCUACCAUGUACUGUGACUAAGCUUGGUGUUUCAGGUCCGUUUUCUUUAUAUGAAUCGUCCUUGUUGUCGGGAAAAUUUAUGAUGAUUAUGUGGUGUUUUCUGUGGUUACAGUUUUGCGAAUACGAUUUAAUAAUAAAUACACAUGUUUUACUUUUUUAGGUCUAUCUGAGGAAGAGUUACGCCAGCUUAACCCAUCUGUGGCCGCUACGCUGAGCGCUUUAAAGCGUGGCCAUAGUUUAACACAGUUGUAUACAGAUUAUGUGCAAGUUGUUGAAGAUCGAGACCAGCUCAAACUUGAUAAACAACGAUUGACGGAGUAUAUGGAACAGAUGGUCGAUGAGCUCAAAGAAAAAGCUCCUCUCCUACGAAACCAACAAGAAGAGUAUCGGAAAUUACAAACGGAGUUGAAAGAGCUUACGUCUUGUUAUCAAUGUACAGCGAAGAAGUUAGAAGAAGCGCAGUUGCAAAAGCGAGAGAGUGAGCGACGUGCUGGAUUUUACCGUCGAGAGACCAGUAGACUUAAACAAACGUGCUCCGAUCUAUCCAAACAAGUGAAGUCUCUGCUGUAUGAAGUUGAAGUAUCUAGAGGGACUGUUAUUCGCAAUGAGGGAGAUUUUUGUGCCAAGUCAGACAUAAGGGAUUUAAACGAACCUGAAGAUCAUCCGGUUCCAGAUAGUUCAGUGGAUAUAACCAAUGUUUCAAGCGUGUUGGAAAAUCUAGCCUCCUCUGCAAUGAUUAUUGAUGAUCAUCUUGUCACAUGGAAAAACUUGGAUGAGCUACAGUCUCAAAAUCAACGGCUGCUCUGCGUUGCUCGUGAUCUUGCUGCCCAGCUAGAAAAACACGAGCGAGAAGAUUCGGACACAAUUAAGCGUAUGUCUGAGCUGUCUUCUCGUGUUGAAACUUUAUCUGGUGAAUUGGACGUUGUACGUUUAGCCGCUCGUGAAGCACGAACAGAGGCAAAUAUGUUUUCUCAGCAACGUGACCAAUAUCGUGCUUUAUUGAAAAAAUAUGACAUCGACUUAUCUGAUAAAGAAGAACUUAGUUCUGCUCAAAGUCAAGAGUCUAUUUUAGAUGAUGUUAAUCCGCUAAGUCGCUGUAUGAUCAAUAAUAAGACUCCAAGUAAGGGUUCUCCUCCCAGCAAUGGAUCCUCUGCUGUUAUUGAGCGUCUGGAAGGUGCCCUAAGCUCGUUACAGACGGAAUUUGCACGUUAUCGGGAGGACAAGUUGGAGUCAGAUCAUGUAUAUACUACUACAGUCGAUAGUCUACGAAGAGAAUACAACGAAGCUCGACUGUUAAAUCAGAAACUUAGCUCACAACUUGAUUUUACUCACGAAAAGCUGCGUGCAUCAGAAGCUAAUGUUGCUGGAUAUAAACAAGAAAUCACUAUCCUUCGUGAAAUGAAUGCCCGCUACUCAACUUCUGCAGCCUCCAGUGAAGCAGAAUUAUCAAGACUUAGAGAUGAAUUAACCCAUGCAUCUGAUCGCCUCACAACAGCAGAAGUGGAUGCAAGACAUUUUUCGCGACAGUUGGAAGCGGUGCGAGCUAAUGAGACUCGUCUUAAACAAGAAAUAGAUUCAUUACGCCGCCAUGAUCAAAUCCAUUCUCAGCUAAUGCAUCAACUUCAGUCUAUACAAGGAAGUCUCGAACAAAGAGAGUCAAUGGAUCGUUCAUUGAAUGAACGAAAAAUUGAACAGUUGGAGAAGCAACUAUCUACUGUCAAUUCAGCUCUUACAGAUGCUUCCAAGGCCUCCCAAAUAGCUCAACAAACUUUGCAACACGAGCUAGCCCUUUCUCGUGAGUCCGUAGAGUCUAGCGGCAGAGAAAUUCAACAAUUAAAUACCCGGAUACGAGAUUUAGAGGAAAGAUUGGCAGCUGUUAGAUCUCAUGAUGACAAUAUGGAACCAAGUAUAUCUGAAUCAUCUCCUGAGUGUUCGAAAAAGGCUCAAAUUCGUGUUCGUGAACUGGAACAUGAAAUUGAAAGUCUUAAAUCCAGUUUAGAAUCAUCUCGGCAGCAAUCUGAUCGCAUGAAAACGUUGGCUGAACAGGCUGAACAGCGUCUCAAUGAAAUUGUAGAAGAGAAUAAACGACUGGAAGAGCACUUUUCACGUGAUAUGUGUGAGACUAAACAGCGUUGUGAGUUUUUAGAGGCACAACUAGAUCUAGAAAGAAAAGAACGUCAAAAUCUUGUAAAUGAAAAUAUACGAACUACAGAAGAAGCCCAUAAGUUGAAUGCAGAUUUACGUCGAGAAUUGGCUAGCUUACAGAAUGAAUUAGAAAGCUCCAGAACUCGUUAUGAAUCAGCUCUUCAAGUGGAAGCUGGUGCUAAAGCCGAAAUAGAAUGUCAUCAACAGGCUGCGCAAGAGGCUCGUGAUAAAUAUGAACGUGAACUGACAUUACAUGCACACGAUGUGGAGUUAUUAACAACAGUACGUUCACAAUUGGAUUCUAUUAAAAUGCAUUCCGGUGAAUUAGAACAAGAAUUAAAUGAAUCUAGAUCGAAAGCAGAAACUGCAAUUACUGAUUUAAAAAUUCAAAUGGAGUUAUGGGAAUCGGAAAAGCAGGAGUUGAACAGGCAAUUGAAACAAAGUCAAGAAGACCAGAAUUUGUUACAAGAUCAAAUAAUUCAACUUACACAACAAAUGGUUUCAUUAAGAAAAUCUUUAGAUAAAUCAAAUAUUUCUGCUGAAGACAGCAUGAGUUCCACUCAAGAUAUCGAGUCAAUUAAUUCAGAUAUAAAAACCUCUGAGGAAUUAUUACAAGUUAUUGGUUACCUCAGGCGUCAGAAAAACUUGGCAGAUGUUGCUCAUGAAGCUGCUAGUGCUGAAGUAUCCCGAUUGUUAUUGAGAGUGUCUAGUUUGGAAUCACAAAAGGAAAAUUUACAAUCUCAAAUCGAUAAUGAACGUAAAGCUGCUGAAUUAGCUAUGGAAACUGCUCGUAAACACUCUGAAGUUAUGGAACGUGUUGAACAAUUAAAUUUGGUUACUGAAUCUAAUCGAUUACUGCGUCAUGAAAGAGAGGUUUUGCGAUCAAAGUUAUCUGAUGCAGAAAAUCAGCUUGCAAAAUUGAACGAUGAAGUUGGUCCAUUAAAACAGUCCAACAGUGAUUUGAUUGCUCAGAAAGAUAUUCUAAUGUCUGAUAAACGAUCUCUUGAAGAAGAACGUGAUCGUUGGAAGGAGCGUUGUAGUCGAUUAGUGGAAACAGCUCAACGCAUGGAUCCUGAACAGUAUAGACUUGCAUGUAAUGAACGUGACGAAUUACAACGUAGAUUAAAUCGAGCUGAGGAGGAAGUUCAAAAUAAUGCUAAUAAGUUAUAUGAUUUAAAAAAUGAAUCAGAUGACCAGAUAAAAAAGCUAAAUGAUCUUUUGGAAAGUGCGCGUAAUUCAUACCAGGAAGCUGAACAGAAAAUUUCUUCAUUCAGUGUUCAAGAAAAUUUAUUAAGAGAAGAUUUAAGUGCAAAAGAGACAACAAUUAUGAAACUUCGUGAAAUCGGACGAAAAUAUCGUCAGGAAACCGAGGUAUUACGACGAAAACUCAAUGAUAGCAGAUCAGAUGAAGCUCAACUUCAAACUACGAAUGAAGCAUUAACUGAAGCUAAAGCGGAUUUGGUUACUUUACGUUCUGACUAUUCUUCUUUACGUACUGAAUAUGAUCUCUUGGAAGCAAGUGUAACAGAAGCUCUUCAGUUUUUAGAUGAAGUGAAGGCUAGAGAAUCAGUUAUAACAAUUAUGAAUUCAUCUGUUGGAGAAUCAGAUAUUGAAAUAAAUCCUAAUAUGUCUAAUGGUCAAAAAGUGGUGAGUGAAUUUCGUCGUCUUCUGUCAGGUUUAUGUAAUGAGAUCGAUCGUUUACAACAACAUUCGGAUUCUCAAAAAGAACGUUUACUACGAACUCAACUUAUAGAAUCUCAAUUGACAAAAUCUCAAAAAGAUUGCACAGAACUUCGGGCUCGUUUAAUUGAGCUUCAAUCAAAUAGCGUACAUCCUCAAACUGUGUCAGUAUGUUUGCAGACCAGUGGAGCCUCAUCUCCUGCAGCAUCGACCUUGCAGGAAUCCGAGUCCCAAGAUGGUGUUCAGAUAACGCAUACAUUUGUACCACGGGCUUUGGCUUUAGGUGCUUCCCCAACAAAUCAAGCCACAGGGAAUCAGUUACAUUUGGAAACUCCCACUUCUUUGAACAUUACUGAUGGUAGUAGUACGGAAACUACAAGUUCUGUCGUAUCUCAAUCAAUUCCUGCUUGGAUUAUGCGUGCUGGAGCCACUGUACAACCGGUCCAUCCAACACCUGCUAUUACUCCACCUAAUUCACUUGCUGGUCCUAAACAGACAGCAGAAAUAAGACCUAUCACAAGUAAUGUAGCUGCUGUCAUGCCAACCCCAGCACCAUCAUCAGUCCCGAUGCUGAUAACGAGUGGUCAGUCAGAAAAUGUCCCUAUUUGUGGACCCUCAAGUAUUGCAAUUUGUUCACCUGUAUCUGAUACAACUGUAGGUCCCAGCUCAUCAUUGUUUACGUCUUGCGAUCAGAAUGCUGCGUCUUUAUUGCGAAAUACAUUUCUACGCCGAGGUAAUAUCCUUAACCAGCCUCAAAGUAACAUUUUAACUCCGGCUUGUUCUUCCAGCGUUCCAACUUCAGCACCUCGUUCGACUACAGUUAGCAUAACUGGAAAACGUCGAUUCGAAGAAAGUUGUUCAAGCAGUACUGUGGACUCAAUACUUCAUAUUAUACCACCAGUAGAUGAUAACAUGGUUUCAACAAGUGAAGUUUCUAGAAAUAAUGAAAACUCGUUUUUGUCUGCCAUUAACACUAACCAUUUCCAUCAGCAACAAUUUAACCCUGGCUCUAUUCCUUCUGAAUCUAAACGUAUACGCCAGGCAGUGGUCAGUGGUCCCAGCACAUCAAUAUCUUUUACCCAGGCAAGCCCUAGUCCAAUUGUCCUUGGUAGAUCACCGUUUGGUAUCAGUGCACCUGCUACAACUCCGUUACAUGCAACUGCUUCUCGUUUAGUUGCUGGACAACAAGAACCCAGUAACUCUACAUUAGGUACACUGACAGUCGCUACCGGUGUAGCUGGUAUCAUAACUCCUGGAACAUUUGAAACCUCAGAAAGUGUGGAACGAUCAUCAAAUGAAGCCGGUGUAGAAAUAGAACAAGCUACAGCUGAUAUUGUUAUUAGACAAGAACUUGGUGAAAAUGUAAGAGGUGGGAUUGAUGUACCUACGAUGGAUGGUCACACUGAAAAUAUUGAAGUUGUUGAGUCUGAAGUCCGAACAUCUGAUCAAAAUUUAAGUAGUCCUAUAAAACCUACAUCAAGUACACUAGAAGAGGUAUGCGAGUCUUCUGAUGAAGAGCAAGAAUGUUAUUCGGAAAAUGAUGCUUUUUACGAUGCUGAUCAACGUGAAUCUGGAUCCAUGGAUGAUGAAUAUGUCGAAAGUGAUUCAAAGGAUUCCUCAUUUGAUGUUAAUAACAAUAAUAACAUUAGAUUCAAUGCUGUUCCGACAACUUCAAGGCCGUCAGGAUUCGCUACAGAAGAUGUUUGUAAACAGGAAGUUGAUACUGUUUACAAUGAAGGUUCUGUACCUGAAGAAGGAGAAGCAGAAGACUACAUGGAAGAAGGGGAUUAUGAUGAGUAUGAAAGAGAAGAUGAGGCUAAUUGUGAUUCAUAUACAGAAGAUGAAGAAGAGGAGGAAGAAGGAGAACAAGAAGUAAUCGAAUUGAGUAGUGGUUCUGAUGAUGAUACCCAGGCACGUGGUGCUGAUGCUGAGGAGCACUACUCUUCUGGUGUGGACAAUUACGGCAACGAGGAAACAAAUGAACACACAGCACCUACAGAUGUGGGAGUACCUGAAAAUGUCGGUGAUUGCAAUGAAAGGGUAGGUGAGGAUGAUGGACAAUUACAUUAUGAGACAAAGAGUAUGGAGAAAAGUGACUCCACUCCUCAGAUUUCAGAAAAAGUACCAACUUCUCUCAAUACGGAGAUGGAACCUAUUUCUUCUAGCAAGGGUUUAUUUGGCGAAUCAUCUAUUCCUAAUCUCUUUAGCAACUCUGGUCUCUCCAAAUGUUCCGGCUCAUUAUUGGGUUCAUCUGGUCUUUUCUCCGGUUUCAAGCCUUCUUCACUAACUGUUCCAUAUUCAUUUGCUACUACUGAGUCCGGACUUCCGUCUGGUAGUUGCAUGGGACUUUUCAAAUCAUUUUUGCCAGUGAAUACAGUCCCAAGUUCAACCGCCACUCCAUUACUUUUUAAGCCUUCUACAUUCUCUGCUUCAGUUGCAGCUUCCAAAGAACCUUCAAGCUCUGGGGAUUCUAGCACAGCUCGACCAAAGAUUCAACCCAUUGUCUGGGAUUCCUUCGACCCUUCUACUGCACAGUCAAGUGUAUCAGAUAAUGCAUGUACUAGUGGGCCGGCUCGAAGAAAAAAAUGGUGCCCUGUCGCUUCCGUGCCAAGAGCUACUAGACGUUCCAGCCUACCUACUAGUAGAGGUUGUGCUGCUGGAAAGCCUGGAUCUAUUCGUGGUGGUUUACCUCCUAGAAGAGGUUAAUGACUAAACAAUACUGUUGCUGUAUAUUUAAGAGCUAAGAUUUAUGCCCAAUUUUACCUUUGUUUUCAUUUUAGCAUUUCAUUGUCCCGCAAAGUGUUUCUUGCGUAACUUUGAUGUAUUUAAAGUAUAGUCAUGUAGUCUGCAGUAUACUAGUUCACUUUGAGUGAAAGAGAAUGAAUAAUUAAUUGGAUUAUGUAUGGGUU
Messenger RNA from Schistosoma curassoni, 14044 nucleotides. The record is from the annotation of a GenBank genome assembly. Lineage: Eukaryota; Metazoa; Platyhelminthes; Trematoda; Strigeidida; Schistosomatidae.